Messenger RNA from Limanda limanda (common dab), 1281 nucleotides. RefSeq names its product probable G-protein coupled receptor. The transcript has a single exon. Gene Ontology annotation, biological process: G protein-coupled receptor signaling pathway. Bases 1 to 1281 code for a protein of 426 amino acids. The record is from RefSeq and is a predicted model, not a curated record. Gene Ontology annotation, cellular component: plasma membrane; endosome; signaling receptor complex. NCBI's taxonomy places the organism in Eukaryota, Metazoa, Chordata, Actinopteri, Pleuronectiformes, Pleuronectidae. Gene Ontology annotation, molecular function: G protein-coupled receptor activity.
AUGGAGGAAAACAGUUCAUUCCUGAGCCCUGAUUACAAUGACAGCACCUCCACAUGGGCACCAGUGCCCUCAGCACCCAGCAGACACCUGGGCACCCUUCCCAACCCCCAGACGCGCUUCAAGGACCUGACAGGGAUAUUUUUCAUGGUGACCAUGAAUGUUCUGGCACUUCUGGCCAACACUGCUGUUCUGGUUGUUGUCAUAAAAGCCCCUCAUCUCAGGAAAUUCGCCUUUGUUUGUCACCUGUGUGCGGUGGACCUGCUCUGUGCCAUCCUGCUCAUGCCUCUCGGGAUCGUGUCGAGCUCUCCGUACUUUGCUGGCGUGCUGUUCACUGUGCUGGAGUGUCAGGUGUACGUGUUCCUCAAUGUGAUCCUCAUAGCUGCCUCUAUCUUGACCAUCACGGCCAUCAGUGUCGAGCGUUACUACUACAUCGUCCACCCUAUGCGCUACGAGGUGAAGAUGACGCUGAAGCUGACUGCAGCGGUCAUGGUGAUGGUGUGGGUCACCUCUGCCACGCUGGGCCUGUCCACUGUGUUCGGGUGGCCGUCCUACGGCAGCCUGAGCACCAUCAGUGCUGCACACUGCUCGCUGCACUGGAGCCACAGUGAUCACAGACGGAUCUUCUCUGUGCUCUUCAGUGUCACAUGUUUCUGUUUGCCAGCUGUCGUGAUCUUUGCUGUCUACUGUAAUGUGUACAAGGUUGCACGUGUGGCCGCCCGCCAGCAUGGACCUCUGCCCUCCUGGACAACUAAUCAACUGAAGCUUCGCAAUGACUCAAUAAACAGUCAGACCACCAUCAUCACCACCCGCAACACCCCACGCAGGAGCAUGCGUGACCGUCCCUUUGGCGGUGGUAAAGCUGCUCUCACUCUGGUGCUAAUCGUUGGUCAGUUUCUGAUCUGCUGGCUGCCUUACUUUGCCUUCCACCUCCACCUCACGCUACAUGCAGCACCCAUCAUCCCCGAGGACCUGGAAGAGACAGUUAUCUGGCUGGCCUAUUCCUCCUUUGCUAUUAACCCAUUUUUUUAUGGGCUUCUUAAUCGUCAAAUCAGGGAGGAGCUUUGUAAGCUGCGGCGCUGCUACGCGGCCCGGCCCGUGGAUCUGGCUCUGUCCAGCCACGAGGGCUCAGGCCCUGAAAACUUCCUGCAGUUCCUCCACAGGACCAGCUGCACGUUAGAGACUCGAGCAAGCUUUGCCACACCCAGUCCCAGGAGCACUCUGGAUCAAACUGGGCAGACUGGAUUCAGGAUACCAGGACAGAUCCCAGAAGAGUUUGGCUAG